AUGGGGAGAGAUGAAACUUUGAGGAAAUGGAUUAAUAAUAUGGUUAGCAAGGAUGUUCAAGAAUCUUGGGAGGAACAAGCUUGUAGUGGUAGUCCUAUUGGAGCAGGUGAUGGUUGUGGACACACAGUUCUGGGGCCUGAAAGUGGAACUCUUACUUCAAUAAACUACCCCCAGACUUAUCCUAACAGCACAGUGUGUGAGUGGGAGAUCCGUGUAAAAUCUGGACAGAGAGUUCAGCUCAAAUUUGGUGAUUUUGAUAUUGAAGAUUCAGAUGCUUGCCAUUUCAAUUAUUUGAGAGUUUAUAAUGGAAUUGGACCUACCAGGACAGAGAUAGGAAAAUACUGUGGUCUGGGCUUUCCAAUGGACAGUUUAAUCGAGUCAAAAAGUAAUGAAGUCACAGUACAGUUCAUGAGCGGGACACACAUUUCUGGUCGUGGAUUUCUUGCCUCAUAUUCAACCACUGAAAAAUCAGACCUAAUAACCUGUUUAGAUAAUGCAAGUCACUUUUCUGAACCAGAAUUCAAUAAGUACUGUCCAGCUGGAUGUGUGAUUCCUUUUGCUGAUAUUUCUGGCACUAUUCCUCAUGGAUACAGAGAUUCGUCUUCACUGUGCAUGGCUGGUGUGCAUGCAGGAGUGGUGUCCAAUAUUCUGGGGGGCCAAAUCAGUGUUGUAAUCAGCAAAGGCAUUCCAUAUUAUGAAAGCUCUUUGGCUAACAAUGUCACCUCAAAAGUAGGACAAUUAUCUUCAAGUCUCUUCACAUUUAAGACUAGUGGUUGCUAUGGGACACUGGGAAUGGAAUCUGGAGUAAUCCCUGAUUCUCAAAUUACUGCAUCAUCAAGUCUAGAGUGGCCUGACCAAACAGGCCUGGUAAACAUCUGGACCCCUGAAAGAGCCAGAUUGAAAAGGGUUGGACCUCCUUGGGCUGCUUUUGCCACUGAUGGAUAUCAGUGGUUACAAAUAGACCUGAAUAAAGAAAAGAAAAUAACAGGUAUUAUAACUACUGGAUCCACCAUAGCUGAGUACUACUAUUACAUCUCUGCCUACCGAAUUCUAUACAGUGAUGAUGCACAGAAAUGGACAGUAUACAGAGAACCUGGUGUUGAUCAGGAUAAGAUAUUUCAAGGAAACACUGAAUAUCAUCAGGAAGUUCGCAAUAACUUCAUCCCACCCAUUAUUGCACGUUUUGUUAGGGUUAAUCCCUUAAAAUGGCAUCAGAAAAUUGCAAUGAAAGUGGAACUGCUAGGAUGUCAGUUUAGCAUAGUUCGGGCUCCAAAAUUUACACUACCACCGACAUCACAAAGUAGCAACGACUUCUCCAUCCAGACUGAUAAAACAACCUCCAGUCCUGAGAUCAAAAACACUACUGUGACUCCAAGUGUAACCAAAGAUGUGGCACUGGCAGCAGUCCUGGUUCCAGUUUUGGUGAUGGUCUUCACUUCUUUCAUUCUGAUCUUAGUGUGUGCGUGGCACUGGAGAAACCGGAAGAAGAAAGCUGAAGGAACAUAUGACUUGCCUUACUGGGAUCGUGCAGGAUGGUGGAAAGGCAUGAAGCAGUUUCUCCCUGCCAAGUCAGCAGAGCAUGAAGAUACCCCUGUUCGCUAUAGCAGCAGCGAAAUUAGUCACCUGAGAGCAAGAGAAGUCCCAGCCAUCUUACAGACAGAGGAGUCUACAGAGUAUGCUCAACCACUGGUAGGAGGAAUUGUUGGCACACUUCAUCCAAGAUCUACCUUUAAACCAGAAGAAGGAAAAGAAGCAAGCUAUGCUGAUGUGGAUCCUUACAACUCACCUGUACAAGAGGUUUAUCAUGCUUAUGCUGAACCACUGCCUGUCACUGGACCAGAAUAUGCAACCCCAAUAAUAAUGGACAUGUCAGGUCAUCCCACUGCACCUCUUGGUGUCUCUUCUAUUUCUACUUUCAAGGCUACAGGGAACCAAGCUCCUCCCAUAAUGGGAACUUGCAAUAAAGUUACAGGUAGGACAGAUAGCUCAUCAUCUGCACAUGCAUUGUAUGAUACACCAAAGGGGAUGCCUGGACCAGGUUCUGUAGAUGAAUUAGUGUACCAGGUACCACAGAGUAUAUCUCAUUUCACAGGAAGUUGAGGAGAACUGAGGUAAGUAAUGAAUGAGCUUGGGGUAGCAAAUGUGGGUUCUUAAAACAAAAUUCAUUGAAGGUGACGGGAUCAUGUCAGCUUGCAAUCACAUUGAAUUUUUGUAUUAUUAAGUUGUAAUAUGGAGUUAAACAAAAUGUGAUAUAUCUAAGGUCUAGGAAACUAACAAUUCUGCCAUUUUGUGAAGGUAUAUACAUAUGAUUAAUGCUUGCCUGUUGAGAAAUCAUGAGAAUCCAAUUGACUACUGUAAAUGAGGAGCAUGCUCUAAGAUGAACUUCAGAGAUUGAUAGUGGAAAUACUGCCAUGCUGAAUGAAGAGGAAUGAUACAUUUUCUAUAACCUAAGCGCCAAACAUUUAGACAAUGCUGAAGGUACUGUUCCUGAAAUCCACAACUAAGAACUGAGGAACUGCACCCAUCUUCCCUAGAAGAAAACGUCAAAAAUUCUUACGGAAGUUUCUGGGACUGUUCCUGUUAACUGAACUACAGGACAAAAGUCCCACCACCAACUGUAUUGGAAACAGGAUUUAGCACAAGUGUUAUGCCUUUUGUGUGACUGGCAAUCGAGUUGCUGAAAAUCUCUAGGUGAGUGACUUCUGAAGGAACAAUUUUUUAAUGUUAUCUUUGCCACGUAUUCCAAGUCUCAUUGAUUUUUAAGGUCAGAAGGGACCACCAGGAUCAUCUAGUCUAACCUCCUGGCACAUUACAGGCCACAGAACCGCACCCCUGCUCUUUUCUAGGGAUAGGUUCCUCUCUGUACAAAGACUUGACUCUCUUCUAAACAGCAACUACAUUAUGAUUAGUGUCCUUAAUAAUUGUUACUUGUGAGUUUAUUGCUAGGAAGUGAGACUACUGAAUUAUCCUAAUUGAAGCCUCUGAUGUUCCCAGUUGCCUCUGCCAUGUGGCUGACAAUUUAGUUAUUCAAAGAAAUUGCAGGUUUAUUUGAGACUAAUCUUUUUAAAAACUCAUAGUGGGUUAAAUCAGUAGGAAAGUAUUGCUGAGAGAGGACAGACUUUCAGACUUGUGCACAAAAAUGCCCAAUGAAAGCACAUACAUGAGUGAAAGUUUGUGCAUAUGGUUUAUUUGCAAGUGCACUGUAAGCAGGUAUGUUUUGGCACAGGUGCACUUGAAAAUUGGGUCCUCGUGACCCUUCACUAGAAUGAAGGGUAAAAAUAAAUUUUAAGAAUCAAGAUUUUUUGUGUGCGCAACAGGUCAGAAGCCACUAUGUAACUCAUGGGAUUUGUCAUAUACUGGAUUGUUUCUACUUUACCUGUAUUUUAUAAUAAAAGCUGUGCUCAAUUUCAUAUUAAGAGAAACAAUUUUCUAAAAAGAGAUUAGGUCAAAGACAUGUAGGGUAGAUUAGAAAACUCCAUAGUUUUGUCAAAUGAAAAUUAAACCUUCUCUAAAUGCUGUUUGAAGAUGGCAAAUACUGUGACAAAUUAUUUUAAAUCACUUGUCUUGUGGAAACAAAGCACAGCUUGUUAUGAGUAAUGAAAAACAGCUUUAUUUUAAUAAUAUAAUAGCACUGUUGGGAAGAUAAACAAUAAUUUAUAAAUAAGUGACAUCCUUGACUACACAGUAGCCCAGUUUUAUGGACUUUAAUGUUAGAAUGUUUCCUAUAUACAUAUUUCAAAGGAGCCUUGCUUUUUGUCCAAGGACUGUAUAAAUGGAUACAAACUAGUGACUGUGCCACUCCCCAGUGUUAGAAAAUUUUAUUCUUGCUGCAAAUCAAAAAGAUUUACUGACUUUUCCCUUGCUAUUUAGUUUUUAUAAAAUGUGAUACGUAAUUUAU
Messenger RNA from Pelodiscus sinensis (Chinese soft-shelled turtle), 3898 nucleotides. Lineage: Eukaryota; Metazoa; Chordata; Testudines; Trionychidae. The record is from RefSeq and is a predicted model, not a curated record.